AUGGAUCCUGGUCGCAAGAGGAUAGGCUCCAUCGCAGAGUCUGCUACGUCGUCUACUCAGCGGAGUAAACGCGCCAAAUACGCGCCUGUAGCUUGGUACGCGACCUUCCCUGUCCUGGGUACUGAGAUGAAAAGUGCUGACCUUGGUAGUAAUGAGUGUAAGAAGAAGAAGCUCAAGUGUGUGAGGGACGAGGGCGAUGAGAUCUGUAAGAGAUGUGAUGUUAAUAAAGUCGAAUGCAUCUUUGCGCCUACGGCUCAACCACCAAAAGAAGAUGCUGAGCCGGCGCGAAGACGCUCUACUCAAGAACCUCAAACAGACGUCGGAUCUCUAAGCCAACAAGUAAUCGCCCUUCAGAACCAAGUCAACGCUCUUACGUCAGCUCUCCAAGAUGUAUCCCAGCGUCUCCCGCACAUGACCCUGUCCUCCACAAAGUCCACUCCCCAAGGCCACCCAUCCACAUACCGCAAAGACAUCCGCAACGUACACACUGAACCGCGGGAGCCUCAAUUCGUCGGUCCAACGCGCUCAGCGUACAGUUUCCAGAUCGCAGAAAAUUCCCUAACCGGCAUGGGAAUAGAGCCAAACGCUACUGGGGCAAGCACACCCGCUGAAUCGCCUAGUGAGACUGAACCUGUUGUUGAGAGUGAGCAUCUCUCACCGGGUGUUGAAGAUGUAGAGGUUCUGGCGAGUUUGGGAAUUGCAGAGGUUCAGAGGCUGUUGGAUGUUUAUAAUGAGGAGAUUCAGAGCGUUUAUCCGUUCAUAGACGUUAAUGAGUUGUCAACCAAGGCUGUUUCGGUUUUUCAGACGCCGGGGGAGAAUACGCUUAAGGAUGUGCAGGCUAUCAAGUUGGCGGUUGCUACGUCUGUUGCUAUUGAGGCGCAGGGGCUGAAUAAUAUCAGCAAGAAGUUGAUCGAUGAGGUUGAGCCUGUUAUUUGUAGGAUAUCGGGCGAGGCGUUUAUCGACAUUCAAGAACUUCAACUCAUGAUUAUGCUGAGCAUCUACUGGUUUCACUGCGGAGAAGACCUCCUCGCCUGGAGAGCCAUCGGUAACGCCGGUCGUGAAUGUCUCGAAAUCGGUCUCCACCGCCGAACCUCACUCUUUGAAAACUUUAAGAACCCAUCCGAACGAGAUUUAGCACUUCGUUGCUUCUGGUGUGUAUACAUUCUCGACCGAAGGUGGAGUUACGGCACUAGCCUAUCAUUCGGCAUUUCCGAUCGGGACAUCGAUCCCCAAUGUCCAGAGCCAAGUGAGCAGCAUCCAUAUCUUCGAUGCAUGGUCUCCUACGCCAAGCUGUGCUCUAAAGUCUGGGAGGAGCUACCCCUUGAUUCUUCACCCUUCACAGUUCCAAAGGAUAAAGUCGACUUCUUUGACUUUCUAACGCAGAAAUGGUUUCACUCUAUACCUGAGGAUUUACAGCUCGUGUAUCCUCGACUCUCACAAGCUCCGCGUCAUCAACCUCGAGUUUUACAACGCUUGAGAACGCUCCUUUAUCUAAGAGGCAACUACAUCCGAAACUUGGUCCUGCGACAUCAUGUCAUGAGUGCUGAGAAUUUACGCUCUGACAUGCAGGGCGCUCAACUGGUUGUCAGUCUCGCACAGGAUACAAUCCAGGUUCUAGUGAAUCUUAACGAGACAAGUGACAUCUACGCUCGGCAGAAAGCAACGUUUAAUUAUUUCCUCCAAGGCGCUCUGGCAACAAUCCUUCUAGCAGUAUGUCACGGCCCAGAUGUCUUUGCCGAUCGAUGCAGACAAAGUUUCCAAGACGCCGUCCGUCUUUUGAAGAAUCUAUCUCAGCACGGACAACUAGGUCGACGACUAUGGCGCUCGCUAAAAGGGACGAUCCAUCGCGCUUUAUCGCUAGAAUCACCAAUCACACCGACGGGAAACACAGCACUUGCGGAGAUUCUGCAGCAGGAGACGCCAGAGGUUCGACAGCAGCAGACGCUGGUUCCGACGAAUUGGCCGAGGAAUGGACUGGGGAGUAAUUUUAUGGAUGAGAAUAUGACGGAUAUGUUUGGGCUGGAGACGGAUUUGCUGAAUUUGUUUAGUGCGUUUGAGCAGGAUAAUAUGUUGAGGCCGGUGAGUCAGGUCAAUGGGCUUGAUCAACCUGCGGCAUUGCCGGAUCAGAAUGGGGGUGUUGGGCAGGGCGAUGAUAUGGGUCGUUUCAAUGGGGGGUUCUAG
Messenger RNA from Fusarium tjaetaba, 2181 nucleotides. RefSeq lists its product as uncharacterized. Lineage: Eukaryota; Fungi; Ascomycota; Sordariomycetes; Hypocreales; Nectriaceae. Bases 1 to 2181 code for a protein of 726 amino acids. The record is from RefSeq and is a predicted model, not a curated record. Gene Ontology annotation, biological process: positive regulation of transcription from RNA polymerase II promoter by galactose; DNA-templated transcription. Gene Ontology annotation, cellular component: nucleus. The transcript is spliced from 4 exons. Gene Ontology annotation, molecular function: RNA polymerase II cis-regulatory region sequence-specific DNA binding; DNA-binding transcription factor activity, RNA polymerase II-specific; zinc ion binding.